AAUUUUGAAUUUUGAUCCGAUAUUAGCUUUUCCGUUGUCUAAUAAACGAAUUUCCAAAUUCUCCCUUUCCUUUAUCUGAUCCGAACUCAAAGAAAUGAUGAGCCAGCCCCCGACCGAUCAUGAGAAAAUCCCGGAAACCAAGCAGUCAACAUCACCCUCGGAGUCAAUCCAACCGCGGACCGUCUCUUCUGACUACGCUCCCUACCCGAAAUUAGACCCGAAUGACGUCGCUCCUCCACCGGAAAAUUGGUCCAGCGUUUCUAUGGGUACCCAAUCAGAUCCAAAUCGACACCCGGCACCGAUCUCUACCAGCGGUGCCACCACCAUGCCUGCCGAGUCCAAUCCUUACGUUUCUCCAUCACCAGUUCAAUCAUCUUCCGUCAAGAAUAAGAUGGAAUCAGUGAGAGACGUGUUGGGGAAAUGGGGAAAGAAAGCGGCGGACGAUACCAAGAAGGCGAAAGAGAUAGCUGAGAACAUGUGGCAACACUUGAAAACUGGGCCGAGUCUUGCUGACGCUGCUGUAGGAAAAAUUGCUCAGACAACCAAAGUUAUUGCAGAUGGUGGUUAUGAGAAGAUCUUUGGGACAACAUUUGAGACUGUUCCCGAAGAAAAGCUUCUGAAGACAUAUGCCUGCUACUUGUCCACCUCGGCUGGUCCUGUUAUUGGAGUUUUAUAUCUGUCGACUGAAAAGCUUGCUUUUUGUAGCGACAACCCAUUGUCUUAUCAAGUUGGUGACCAGACUCAAUAUAGCUAUUAUAAGGUGGUUAUUCCAUUACAUCAGCUGAGGGCAGUGAAUCCAUCAGCUAGCAAAACCAACCCGGCUGAGAAAUACAUACAGAUUAUAUCAGUUGAUAACCAUGAAUUCUGGUUCAUGGGGUUUGUAUACUAUGACAGUGCUGUUAAGAAUCUUCAAGGUGCAUUGCAGCCUCGUAGCUCUUGAUGUGAUGUUAUCAAAAAGGUGAUUUGGUUUACUAAGUUGAUGUACAUAACAUAUAUCGAGUCAGGUUUGUAAUAAUUAAGAUAUAGCAUAUGUUUUGUAUUGCAUUUAUUUCGAAUGUCACUGUGAUAUGAUUCCUUUGGUUCUUAAACCAUCAGUUGGUGAAUAUGUUCGAGUUUCAGUAAAGAUAUCAGCUUGUU
Messenger RNA from Hibiscus syriacus, 1137 nucleotides. RefSeq names its product GEM-like protein 1. The record is from RefSeq and is a predicted model, not a curated record. The coding region runs from base 95 to 940 and encodes 281 amino acids. The transcript has 4 exons. NCBI's taxonomy places the organism in Eukaryota, Viridiplantae, Streptophyta, Magnoliopsida, Malvales, Malvaceae.